GCGAACAGCAUUGAUCCUGAUCAGACUGCGCGGAUGGGCAGGCUGGUCUCGAUCCAUGCUGGUCGCAAACCCAUUAUGUUGGUUUUGUCGUGACACGGCUCAAUUGUUUGAAAAAAUUACUUGUGUUUUGUUUAGGUUUUAUUUCAAUUUAUUUCCAGGAAGAAAAUAAUAUAUAUGAAUUUUGUAAAAUGUAUAGAUUAUUGCUUGUUUAAAUAAUUUUCUUGUAUUUAUCAGUCUUUUCUUACCCAAGUUUGUUGAUAAAAAGUAUGUAUGACUAUUUUUCUUUUAAAAGAACAGUGCAACCUGUGGGAAAAGACCAUCUCUGUACUAGAAACUUUGGUAACUUGUAAUAAGUUAGGCCAGCCUUGACUAUCAUAUAUAGACAAAUUUACAAACUUCUUUUUCAGGACAAAUAGUGAGCAAAUAUCAAACUAAACCAGCUAUAGGAAAUUGAAAAUUGCCAUAUGAGUCUUACAGUGUUUAUGUAAAUUAAAACCCAUCAUAUAAUGGAAAAAUAAGAUUUAAACAUUCAUAAUUUGAUAAAAUAUUGUUGGUUUUUUUAAACAACAACCAGCAAAAAUAUAGCUUUUAUACUCAAAUUUAUCAGUAAAUUACAUAUCUUGAUGUCAUGAUGUACUAUGUAAUAGAAAGAGCAUCGAAACACGAGGCUAUCUGAUUUGUACAAGGGGGUGUAGCCCCCGAGUAUUAAUCAGAAUGCCGAGUGUUUUGAUGUUCUUUUUCUUUUGUAUCAUAGUCAAACAUAAAAACACGUUCCCUGUUGUCACAAUAUGAAACCCCGGGAAAAAGUAACCAAUGAACGAGCAUCUGAAUAUGAUAUUUCUGGCGCUUUCCCUUUCUCUGCCGUCAUAAUAAGUGAGCCCCAGCAAAAAUGAACCAAUCAAUGGACAUGCUCUGGAGUGCGGGUAACUAAUAUCUGCACUCCAGUUAACGCACUGUGAAUGUAUAUGUAUACGAUUUAACUUUGACACAUUUUCAACAGAAAGGUCCCCAAACUAUGAUACAAUAUAUGUAUAAUUGUAAAAACAAUUUGAAAUAGAUGAGGUUACCCAGUUUGUUCCCCCUCAAAAAAAAUGAUUUAAGCAUUCAUGUUUUAUUUGCAGGUAACAUACUGCCAUCUGGUUCCACCUGUUGUUUUAUUCUUGGCAAAACACCCUAUGGUGGAUGAUUUUAGUAUGAAAACUGUGAGAACCGUGAUCAGUGCAGCGGCACCUCUUGGCAUCGGAGUAACACAUGAGCUUGAGGAGCGUUUAAAGGUUCAUCUUCUUCAAGCAUAUGGUUUGACAGAGUGCAGUCCCUUGACACAUUACGAUGAGUACCCUCAUAAAAGAGGAACUAUAGGCACACUUGUUCCAAGCACCAAAGCCAAGAUUAUAGACCCCAUGUCUGGGGAAGUUUUGGACGUUGGUGAAACUGGGGAAAUUCUUAUCAAGGGACCACAAGUCAUGUUGGGAUACCUGAAAAACAAGGAGGCUACAGAUAAAACCAUUGAUAAAGAUGGCUGGCUAUAUACAGGUUCAGAAAGUUGAAUAAUUCUUGAUUGUUUUAUUUUUUCUGAACGUCGAGUUUGGGAAUUUAACAAGUAUAAAGGCUACCAGGUGGCCCCAGCUGAAUUAGAGGCCCUGUUGUGUACCCAUCCCUCUAUACAAGAUGCUGCUGUCGUAGGACUUCAAGCCGGGGAAGAUGUUGGCGAGGUGCCAAGAGCAUUCGUUGUGACCAAGCCUGGAGAAAAAUUAGAAGCAGAAGAUGUCACGUUAUUUGUUGAAAAAAAUGUUGCACCAUACAAAAAACUUAGAGGAGGAGUGGAAUUUAUUGACCAAAUUCCAAAAACUGCAAGCGGAAAAAUUUUACGAAGAUUUUUAAAGGAUAAGUAACUUUCUUUCAGAACAAAUGAAAUGUGAACAUUUUUUAUCCUUAACCUGCUGAAACCGGAAAUUGAUAAACCUUUGCCACCAGUCUACAGCUAGGCCAACAUAAAGUGAUAAAUUUUUAUCACCAGUCUACAUCUGUGAUAAAUCUUUGCCACCAGUUUACAGCUAGGCCAACAUAAAGUGAUAAACCUUUGACACCAGGCCAACAUGAAGUGAUAAAUUUUUACCACCAGUCUACAUCUGUGAUAAAUCUUUGCCACCAGUUUACAGCUAGGCCAACAGAAAGUGAUAAACCUUUGACACCAGUCCAACAUAAAGU
Messenger RNA from Ruditapes philippinarum (Manila clam), 2208 nucleotides. RefSeq names its product probable 4-coumarate--CoA ligase 1. The transcript has 6 exons. The record is from RefSeq and is a predicted model, not a curated record. Lineage: Eukaryota; Metazoa; Mollusca; Bivalvia; Venerida; Veneridae. Gene Ontology annotation, molecular function: CoA-ligase activity.